Messenger RNA from Nylanderia fulva, 8860 nucleotides. RefSeq names its product E3 SUMO-protein ligase RanBP2. Gene Ontology annotation, cellular component: cytoplasm; nuclear pore. Gene Ontology annotation, biological process: intracellular transport. Lineage: Eukaryota; Metazoa; Arthropoda; Insecta; Hymenoptera; Formicidae. The record is from RefSeq and is a predicted model, not a curated record. Gene Ontology annotation, molecular function: GTPase activator activity; protein binding.
GAGAGACCGUUUGAAAGAGACGUGCGUUGCGAGCGAAUUCGCGCUGUGAUAAACCGAAUAGCCGAACGAACGAGAAUAGUGCCAAGUUAGCGAGUGUCGUAGGAAGAGGAGCGAAGCCGGCCGGGUGUCGAGCCAGCUGACAGCAUGUUUCGUUCCAAGAAGGACGUUGAUCGUCAUGUGCAGAGUAUCUUCAGCAAACUGCGAAGCGAGAGCGAGAAAAACCUUCGCUGUUACAAUGUUGCCAAACUGUAUUAUCAAGUAGGUGAUUAUGAAUCUACUAAAAGAUAUGUAUCCAGUUAUUUAGAAAUACGAGAUGGUUCUGCCAGUGCACACAAAUUGUUGGGUCAGGCAUAUGAAGCUCUUGGCCAAAAAGAAGCAGCUUUUAACGAGUACAAAAUUUCUCUUGAACUUGAAGGAAGACAAGAUGAUCUUGUCUUAAAAGUAUGUGAAUUAUUGGUUGACAUGAAUCUAGGAAUGGAUAUCAAUAAAAUAAAAUAUUGGAUAGAAAGAGCUGACAAACAAUUUCCACAUCAUCCAGUAGUUUUUCAGUUGAAAGAAAAAAUGUUGACUGUAGAAAAACCAAACAAUAGCAGUGAUGAUCUCGAAGCACUUAUCAAAUCUGAAUUGACUGCAAGACCAAAUGAUGUCCAGCUUCGCAUCAAAUUGUUAAAUCAUUAUAUGUUGGAAAACAAAUUGGAUAAAGCUUAUGAAUAUGCUGCUUGUGUGGAAGCUACUGUUUGUCACAGAAGUAGCAUUGUGUGGUAUCAGCUACUAUACGAAUUACUAACAAAGUGUAAAGAAACUAAAUCCUUUGAUUGGUCCUUCUGGUUUUUUUAUAUAUCUGUAUCGGAUAGAUAUACAGCACUGUGUCUCAAGGAACAAGGCAGUGAUAUAAAGAAAAGCAUUUCAGAGGCCACACAAGCAGUAUUCAAUUUUGAUCAAAAUCUGCGCGAAAUGGAGCUAAAAAACUUUUCUAAGCAGCACGCUUUUACGGAGCACUUGUUUACACACAUGUGGGGUCAGUUACACUUCCAUUUAGCAUGCUUAUUAUUGCGCAAAACGAAACGCGAACAAGGUAGCUGGAGCGAAACAGGAAGACUAUGCGCACCUUUGUUGUUAGUUGCUUUACAUAUGGCUCCACUGGAAACCCGUACAGGCAUGCAUCUAGAGGAUGACGCAUUUAAGAAUCAAUUAAAUAUAUGGAUCAAAGAAGCUGCGUAUCGGUGCUGUCAAGCUGGUUACAUUCUUCAAAACUAUGCUAAAGAUGAUGCAAAGAAAUUAUUGGAUAGAAUUGAUAAAUUUUGCACAGGACUUUGGAGGGAGCGUAUCUAUCAGAGAAUUUUUGUAAUCAGAGUGCAUCUUGAUCAUGUGCAAAGUUCAUUUUUUUGCCAUCAUUCUGCUUCUGAUCCACCUCUACGUUUCUGUACUUCAAGUCAACUGAAACAUUACAGUCAAACUGCACAAGAAGUGUGGCCCGCUUCUUUGCAUCAUCAAAUCUGGCUCGGAAUGGAGAAUCGACCUCAACAGAAAGACGCUCCAUAUCCAGAUCAAUAUUCACGUGUAUUUCCAUCGUUGCAGUUUUCGGUAUUCAAUACAAGCCAGGCAGCACCCGACAGUUUAUGUCUCCUCGACAUUGACGCGUUUCUUAACGCGGCUAUACUCUGCUCAUCUGCCGUUCUGGAGGAACAACAACUCGGUAGUUUCAUCAAUCCCGAAAGACUGCCAACACUACCGAUCGAUUUAACUGCGACGUUGUCUACCAGCAAUCAGGAAAAAUGGUGGUCUGCGGCGUACAAGAUGUGUUCUAAGCGACAGGACGUAGAAGGCGAUAUCGGCGAAUUGCGACAGGAAUUGCAACAAGGUUUGGAAGUCGUUCGUUGCAUCGGCAACCACGGUAUGCAUCCGGUGUUGUUGGUGCAUCUGGCACGCAUGUUUCACUAUCGCGCAAAGACGACGAAAGAGAAGGAUGCGAAGAACGGCUACAUUCCCAGAUGGGAGACACGUUCCGAGCUGUAUUGGACCGCCGCUAUACCGCUGUUGGAAAGACUGCAGAAUAAUCAAACUUUACGUAUGUCAUCGUCAAAACUGUUCAACUAUCAGGGCAAGGAGAUGAAUAACUUCGAGUUGACAACCGCUCUCGAAGAAGGCAAGUUGUUGCUGGCGCAGCGGCUCGUGCGCGACAAGCAAUACGAGCAAGCGAUCGACGCUCUUCAGGCACUCAAAUGUCCGGAGGCGUCGUUCCAACAAGCGCAGAUCUACAAGAUGUUCGCGGACGAAAUAGUAAACUCCACGCCCCGCGAGAGCCUGACAUCAGAGAUGCGAUCUCAACACGUCAUAAUGUUGUCGAAGGCAAGAAACUGUUUCUACCUUACGUUGGACCGACUUCGUAGUCCCGGCACGAAUCCCAAACACCCGCUGAAUGCCGAGCUCGGCACUCAUAUCACCGAUAUCGAGAACGAGUUGAAAAGAAUAGAUCCGGAUCUGGGUAGAGGCGAUUUGAGUAGGAACGAUCUCGACAAUAUAUCCGACGAGAGUUACUCGCCCACUCACAGCGCCGCGGAUCAAACAGUCGCGAAUCCGGCAUUGCUGACAGCACUGACCGGCAAUAACUCGAACAUGCUGAGCACUCCUCAAAGGAACGCUCAUCGCACGCCGCGUCACGCCAGCACACCAUGCAGACUGCAAUAUCAGGAUUAUUUGAAUCUGUCGAAGAAUCGUACAGAAGCGCGUCCGAGUCCGGAGCGUCUCGACGCCCAGAUACGUCAAAUCAUGCAAUCUUGGGACAACGAGAUGCAGGAACUGAUGGAACAGAUGAAAAGCAUGACAACACAGAUGAAGACGUUAAAUGACAAAGUGGACACUCUGACGAAGGAGGUGAUGGAGUCACGUAAAGAGAAUCAGAAGCAGCAACAGCAGCAGCAGCAGCAGCGAAUCCAGCAGAAUGUCGUCAAUCCCCCUGUCGAUCCCGACGAUUUCUACGUCUUCGACGACGACGAGUACGCCGAUUUGGGCUACCAGAAUCAACCAACCGGACCGGCGUCUUCGAUCUCCGGUAACAUAUUCGCGUCCCAGCACGCUCGACAUCCUUAUUCGUCAUUGGUGUAUCCUUCCGCGGCGGCCGCCUUCCAAGGAUAUUAUCAGGGCGGAAUACCAUUUACUGAUCCAAAUACUCAAGCGGCUAUAUCAUCCUUGUAUCCGCACACUGUCUAUCCGAUGCCAGUACUGUAUCCCAAUCAGUCAAAGGUACCGGAUAAUCCAUUGCAGCAGGGUCUUUUCGCAUCGACGCUUUCCUCGCAGUUACCCGAUCUUAUGCCGGCAGCAGCUGCAGCGAAUGCAACGUCGUUGCAGAUACCACUGAAACAAAAAAUCGAAACACCACGGACGAAACCUGAGACGACUAUGACAUUGACAACUACUACAACGACGACGAUUAUCAAAGACGCGCCAGUGAACAAGGCGCCGCCCGUGAACGUUGUUAUCACGACGUCUGAUAUACUACCGACCACGACGCCGUCGAUUCAACCUACCUUGAGCGUCACCAUACCACCGCAGUAUCGCCUGGGAGGAGGAGCAGUUGUCACAUUUUCCACACCUAUGACGACAGCAGCGACGGCGACGACGGCUGUAGCGCCAACGACGAUGACAACGAAACCGUCGAACGCACCACAUUGUUAUCAAAUUGCCAUGCCUUCGCAGGCUACUAUACCAACGACUGUCAAUUUACCGCCAACUACCAUCUACGUAACACCACCUAGCAUCAACGCACCACCAAUCUAUGCGAAUCUAACAACAACCAAUACGUCGUCUACGAUUACUCACACGACUCCUAGCAGUACUCUGUUAAACACUCAGAUUAAUGCUACCAAGGGACUCGAUAAAACUGUUAAUAUUACCAAGACUAUCUACGAACCAAUUGACUCGCCGAACACGUCUACUGAAAUAUGCGAACAGGAGCACGAUCCGAUACCGGACUUCGUGCCGGUCAUACCUUUGCCCGCAAAGGUGAAGGUUACUACUGGUGAAGAGGACGAGGAUAUUCUGUAUUGCGGCCGGGCUAAGCUAUUCCGCUUUGUCGAUAAGGAAUGGAAGGAACGUGGUGUCGGUUAUGUGAAACUGCUACGUAACAUCGAAGGUAAGGUACGCCUACUGAUGCGUCGCGAUCAAAUUCUAAAGAUCUGCGCGAAUCAUAUGCUAAGACCAGAUAUGGAAUUGACCCCUAUGACGAACAACAACAAGGCUUUAUUCUGGGUCGCUAACGACUUCGCCGAUGAAGAAAUGAAACUGGAGAAACUCUGCAUCAGGUUUAAAACUGCUGAAGACGCAAUGGCGUUCAAAGAGGCUUUUGAUCAAGCGAAACUCAGCCUAAAUGCAACAUCUCCGGAAAAGACCACUGAUAAAACUUCUUUUUUCUGCGAUACGUCUAAGAGUCAGAAAGCACAACCGACGCAACAAGCUAAGAUAAGUUCGACGACGGAAACAGUUUUGUCGGAAAAAUCGAAAUCGGGCACGACGACGCUAGGAGGAUUUUCCUUCAGCUCGAAACCUAUCAUUCAGGAAGUUAAAGAUGUCGAGGCGAGUGAUUCCAAGAAGUCCGAAGAAACGCCGAAAGUCAGUCCGUUCAGCGGAUUUACGUUCAAGUCGCAAAGUAAGCUCGAAGCUGCGAAAAACACUAUGACCACCGCAACAAGCGCCACGACGCAAUCUGCAAAGUUUCUUUUCUCCUCGACUUCGGUAACAAUUCCGUCUGAUUCGAAUGCGACGUCCAACACAUCGUCGAUAUUCACCUCACCCGCACAAUUAUCCAGCCAAAAUUCUACGGGACUGAGAAGACCUCGUUUGCCGCCACCUUCUGCUAUGAAAUCAGGAUCUAAGGAUGAGGAAGUGCAGUUGCAGACUGAAAGCGAGUACAAGUUAUUCGACGGAACAGCAAGUCUCCAAUAUACCAGCGGUGUAAACACUAAGUCGAAAAACAAAGGAACAGGACCAGUAGUGCUAUUAUUGGACGUGAAAUCCGGCAAAAUUCGUUUGCUACUGACAGACAACAAGAACUCCAAGGUUUACAGUCACGAAAUAUCCCCGAAUACAACGUUUGCUUAUAAGAACGGCGCUACAGUCGUCACUUUGACCGGGAAUAAAGAAUCCAAUAAGAUGGGAUUGUUACACAACGUGAGCUUCAACACCUCGGAAUUAGCCUCGCAGUUCUAUGGUGUCGUGACGAGCUGCCAACAGAAGUUAAUCAGGGGCUGCAGCCCAAGUGAAGUCGCAAAGGAGCUCGAAAAGAAGGUGUCGUCUAGUGACAACAAGAGCCAAAACGCACAGACAAAAUCUCAACCCCUACCAUCGUUGUCGGAACUGUACAAGCCGCCGCCCGGUUCCUGGGAAUGCAGUGAAUGUUACACUAGAAACAACGCUACGGAUCUGAAGUGCAUGGCCUGCGAGGCUCCAUCACCAUCUUUGACGGCAAAUAACAAGAGCAGCUCCGUUAACAACAAGCCUGUCGACAAACCACCAUUGUCGGAGUUAUAUAAACCGCCUGCCGGCUCCUGGUCCUGUCCAGACUGUUACCUCGUCAAUUCUGGCACAAACAUCUACUGCGUCGCUUGUGACAAACCUAAGGAUCCGUCACAACCGCCCAAGCCGCCGCAGGUUAACAUAUUCCAGCUGCCAUCUUCCUUAACGACGCCAAUUACUACGUUUUCCUUUGGCAUUCCUAAGGACGCCGGUACCGGUUUCAGUUUCCGGAUGCCAAAGGCAGAAGAUAAAAAUGUGAUUGAUAGUACGAAGACUAUUCCGCCUAAAUCCGAGGAGGGUCCAAGGAGCUUUGUGUUUGGUAUGCCGGUGAAAUCCACCACUAAUUCGGAUGAUACACCGUUUACCUUCGAUUCUCCCGCCAAGUCGUUCGGUUUUAAUUUCGCAGCAAAGUCGCCGGCUAAAUCACCUGGUGGUGGCGGUGGUGGCGAGACCAGCGAGGAUGAGGUGGUGGAAAGUGAAGACGUUCAAUUCUCGCCGGUUAUACCAUUGCCGGACAAGAUCGAAGUGAAAACCGGCGAGGAGGACGAGGAGGUGUUGUAUAGUCAUCGAGCGAAGCUUUACAGGUUUGACACCGCCGUGAAGGAGUGGAAGGAACGUGGAUUAGGUGAUAUCAAGUUGCUACGCCACAAAGAGACCGGCAAGCUGCGUCUGAUCAUGCGACGAGAUCAUGUGCUGAAACUGUGUCUGAAUCAUCAUUUAUCCAGCGAGCUAGAGUUUACGUCUAAGGACGAGAAAACGUGGUUGUGGACCACAGGAGAUUAUAGCGACGGCGAGCUCGAGUAUAUGCAGUUUGCCUGUCGCUUCAAGACGUCCGACAUCGCGACAGAUUUCAAGAAAGCAAUCGACGACGCGAGAAAGAAUAUUGGAUCGUUUCCUAGCAGCAGCAGCGAGAAAGUGAACAAGUCCGCGACAAUAAAAACACCGACACAGACGGUCGAGGAAAUCGAGAUCGUCUACGAGGCGAAGGUCACUCCGGAGGAGAAGGCGGCUGCCUUAAAACUGCAGUUACCAGAGAACUUCUACGCCUAUAAACAAAAGGAAGAUUGUCCCGGCUGUAGGGGAUGUAGAAAACCGAGCGUAGUCCUAUAUCCGGAUAAUUCUACUCAAGACUCAACACAAUGGAAAUCGUUCGUAGCGGAAGAGAAGCCGCUAAAUCUAUCAAAACUCGUUUCUAAUGUGACUACGUCGAGCGACCCCAAAAGUACUGAUCCUGUUCAGAACAUAACGCAAUCCUCGUCUGUGAAAAAUGGAUUCUCCUUCACUACACUUCCUCCAACGACGUUUAUGUCAUCCUCGGAUACAUCGAACAUUUUUGACAGUUCCACGAUGAGCUUUGGCACCGGCGAUCUAAAGCUGUUCAACGACAAGAAGACUACAACCUUCUCAUUCGGCAUGAACUCGCCGCAGUUCAGCAGCAACGAAACGACGAACACCACGCUUGAAAAUGUCAAGAUCUGCAGUCCUUCCAAUGCUGAAACCGCGCAAACCACUGCUUCCAAUCUAAUAAGCACAGCCAUGCAAUCGACGUUGUUUAGUCAGGGGACGUCGCCCGUGUCUAUAUUCAAAGCUCCUACCUUCACGAUUGAUUCUAGUAAGAAUAUUUUCGGCGGUGCCACUAAAACCACAAACGCGACUUUGCCGAAGACGUCUAUGUUUGGGGGUAGCCUCGAUGGAGGUAACAACUCCUUCAACACCAUGAAGACGACCUCCACUGCCGUCCCUGCGACGAGUUCCAUUCCGAAGAUACCCACGUCGACUAUAACUUCCACCAUGGGAUCUAGUUCGUCGUUCCUGUUCGGUUCGACGAUCGCGCAGUCGACUUCCAAGGCCAACGACAACGCCGCUGUCGCGUCAACGAUUUCUAAUCAGUCAACUAACUCGGUGUUCAACACCAGUUCUACGCCCUUUUCUAAAUUGACGUUUGGUGCUCCGACGUUCGGUAAUUCUACAACGACGACGAUGACGACGACGACGGGCAUCUUUAGCGCAACGCCGGCAACGAUGACGACGAACAUCUUCGACGCGGAACCGUCUGAGAGUAUCCAGAAGAAUGAAGGGGACAAUCCCAAUUUUUUCAUCACGAAUAAUAUAUCGUUCUCGGCACUUGCUGCAGCGGCGGCGCAACCGGAAGCCUUCAAAGUUGAUCCCAACUUUUCAUUCGCUGGUGCGGGAUCGUCAGUAUUUGGUUCGAAACCUACCACAUCCUCUUCAUCUCUGAACAGCUUAGCAGCUGUCCAGAACAAAUCGCAUGACGAUUCCGUACAAAAGGAGGAUAAUGAAGAGGAUGAUGGUGAAGUGGAUAAUGAACAGGAGCACGAUCCUCACUUUGAACCCAUUAUACCUUUACCAGAUGCCAUCGAAGUUCGAACCGGCGAAGAAGAUGAAGAAAAAGUGUUCUGCCACAGAGCCAAGUUAUACAGAUACGACAACACCACGAAGGAAUGGAAAGAACGCGGAAUCGGCGAGAUGAAGAUUCUUUAUCACGCGGAUCACGGCAGUUAUCGGUUACUGCUGCGCCGCGAGCAAGUUUACAAGGUCGUUUGCAACUUUCUUCUCACCCCCGACGUGGAGUUCCAUCCGCUCGCCACAUCGGAUCAAGCUUGGAUGUGGGCUGGUAUGAAUUAUGCCGAGCAGGAACCCUGCGCCGAGCAAUUAGCGAUUAAAUUUAAAUCACCCGAUCUGGCUCGACAGUUUAAAGCGCACAUAGAUAGGAUUCAGCAAGAAUUGCACGAAAAGAGAAAUAUUCAAGGUGAGAGAUGCAUUGGCGAAGUGGAGGAGAGCGAAGAACAUGAUCGAAACGACGUAGAUGAAGAAGAGGAUGAUGAAGAAAAUGAUGAAGAUGUAGAAGAGGACGACGAGGACGAUCAGGAAUUAGUUCCGAUAAUUGAGAAACGUGCCACUGUAUUCGCGAGAUGGCCGAACGAAGCUAAGUGGGAGAUUGUAGGUUUGGGAAAUCUGGCAAUCAUUUACGAUUCUGAUAUCUACGCAGAAAGAAUCGCGCUAAAGCUUGAUGACUCGGAUGAAUAUGCGAGUAAUACUAUUAUUGCCAUGGAUGCAGUGAUGGAGGUGGAAGGCAAAGAAUGUAUUUGGAGUGGGAUCGAUUACGCUUUAGAGCCUCCAAUGAAGAGAAUUUUAAAAGCAAUCUUCUCAUCAGUACAAGCAGCGCAAGAGAUACAUACGUUUUUCGAAGAUGGAGUGGACAGCGCGAAACAAUCCGGUGUCGUCGAGUACCAAGAAGAAGAUUUAGGAUCUUGAGCUAAUAUAAGUAGUUGAUUUACACGUUAUUAUUAUUAUAAUUCACUCUCAACCUUCCUAUUUUUAGUUUAUA